AGAAUAAAAGGAAGGGCAUUAWAUAGCCCUUAUAAGUGCUGUCCAACUGCAGAUCACACUACAGGGUCAGGUUAUUACUUUAUGUUCAAUGCAAGAGCCCACAGCUCCUAUGGCACCAAUGCCCAGGUCUACAAAACUAUAACAAUACCAGCGAAAGACAACAUAUAUAUGAGGUUCUAUUACUUUAUGUAUAGUGAUAUGAGUAAAAGUUAUGGAUCAAUGGGAACAUUGUUGGUUACUGCUGGUAGCACGAACAUCUUCUCUAAGACCGGCAAUCAAGGGAAAGGAUGGAAAAAAACAGACAUAAAGCUCACAAUGUCUGGAAGUAAAAAGUUUACCUUUAAAGCAAACAAAGAUAGAGAUCCGUAUGGAGACAUUGCAAUCGAUGACUUGUGGGUUGCAGAAUAUUACAAGGCGAACAUAACGAAUGUAACAGCCAGUGCAACUGAAGUUUGUCUCAACGAGAACGUCAACCUCGAAUGUAAUACAUAUAAUGGAUUCCCAGAACAAGACGAGUAUCUCUUUUACAAAGAUGACCAACUUUUAGCAAGGGGUAACAACGCACUGAAGACAAUAAGCGUAAAAAGCUCUAUCGCUGGUAACCAUACAUACCAAUGUUCACCAAGCACCGAUAUACUUGGACAGGCACCAAAUGAUACAAUCAUUAUAACUACACAUGCUCUACCGACAGUUUCGAAUCCUCCUGGUAGAGUCGAUGUUAAUGAAGGUUCUAAAGUAAAUCUGGUAUGUAACGCGACAGGAACUGGUCCUUUCACAAUUGUUUGGAAUAAGAAGUAUUCCAGUCAAACUUGGACCAGCAAAAACUACACAAUAGAAAGUGCUUUAGCCAGUAGUGAUCAUUAUAGUAAAUUCACCUGCACUGUGACUGAUGCCAAUGGCUGUAAAAGGACUUCACCAGAAACAAUUGUCUAUGUAAACUACAAGCCGAAAAACACCAAUAUAUACACUUCAGCGGGUACUAUAUGUGAGACUGGAAAAAUUUAUCUCAGUUGCUAUGCAAGCGCCAGACCAUCUGUCAACGAAUAUCGAUUUAUUUUGAAUGGAAAAGUGGUGCAGGCUUCUUCAACUCGUGUAAUUAAUAAACAGAAUACCUAUCCAGCGGGCUCCUAUAACUGGACAUGCUCACCGAAGAAUACAGUUGGUUUUGGACUAAAUACAACAAAAGAAAUCAUUAUCAAAGCGCCUCCAAACAUUACAUGGAUCAGUGAUAAUCAGACGGUUGCUGAGGGAUCAAAGGUGAUUAUCUCAUGUAAUGUGACCGGAAGUGAUCCCAUCACAAUUACAUGGAAAAAAGUUGGAGGCUCGUCAUCUCUUGGAAAUGGUCCGAAUCUCACGCUCGAAAAUGUGACGACCGCAGCCAUUGAACUUUCCUCUUAG
Molecule: messenger RNA, 1398 nt
Organism: Exaiptasia diaphana
Lineage: Eukaryota; Metazoa; Cnidaria; Anthozoa; Actiniaria; Aiptasiidae
Product: hemicentin-1
Exons: 8
Coding region: 82-1398 (438 amino acids)
Cellular component (GO): membrane
Source: RefSeq, a predicted model, not a curated record